Molecule: messenger RNA, 699 nt
Organism: Letharia columbiana
Lineage: Eukaryota; Fungi; Ascomycota; Lecanoromycetes; Lecanorales; Parmeliaceae
Exons: 3
Coding region: 1-699 (232 amino acids)
Source: RefSeq, a predicted model, not a curated record
AUGUUCUGCAGCACCCUCCGUCGCCGCCCUUCCCUCUCCACCCUCAUCCCCCUCCUCACAUCCUCCGCCGACCCCAGACUUCAAGAAACCAACCUCCAAACCCACGACCUCGCCCUCCCCACCCAACCACAACCCUCUCACACCGCCCAGCAGCAACGACCUACAACCCAACCGUUCCUCAUACUGACCAGCUCAAGCCUCCACGACCCGAACGCGACGGAGAGGAUGAACCGCUUCUCGACGCUGACAUCGAGCCCCGUGCCCACGAUCGUGUUCCUGCUGUCUACUUCGGAACAGAGUGAUGCAACCGGGGUGCACGGCUUUAUGGAACUGCAGACACACCUCCACCCCCUCCCCACCCCACCCCCCCUCCUCCCCAUCCCCUCCCCGCAUCACCUCCUCGCCAUACUGCGCACCUACACCACCGCACCCGCACCCUCACCCUCACCAUCGCCCCCGCCACCGCCUCCCGCAGCAACGCUCUCGCUCCUCCCGCACGUGACGGCGACGGCUCCCGCGAGGCCGUUGUCGACGCACACGACGAACGUGCUGAGCGAUCUGUGUCGGUCGGUCAGGGAAGUGGCCGUGCUGGCGGGGACGGAGGGGGGGAGGGGGGUGCUGGGGGAGUGGCUGGGGGAGGAGGGGGGGAAGGGGGUCGCGGAGUUUUGGGAGGGGGAGUGGAUGGUUGAGGGGUUUUGA